Molecule: messenger RNA, 2670 nt
Organism: Ficedula albicollis (Collared flycatcher)
Lineage: Eukaryota; Metazoa; Chordata; Aves; Passeriformes; Muscicapidae
Gene: ARRB1
Product: arrestin beta 1
Exons: 16
Coding region: 60-1475 (471 amino acids)
Biological process (GO): signal transduction; visual perception; G protein-coupled receptor internalization
Molecular function (GO): G protein-coupled receptor binding
Source: RefSeq, a predicted model, not a curated record
UCCAUUAUCCAAAGCUGGGUCCUGGCAGUGCAUGCAGGGUUGGAUGCACCUGGCACCCAAUGGGACUGUGCCAGUGGAUGCUAGUGGGUCCCCUAGGGACCCUUCCUGAAGGGAAGAGCUGGGCAGCUCCAUGGGGAGGAGGCCAGGAGCAGACUGGGGGGGUUCAGGAGUGGAGGGUACCCCCUGCUUCAGCACUCAUCUCCCCUUUGCUGUUUUGCAGGGUGUUUAAGAAAGCCAGUCCUAACGGGAAGCUCACUGUCUACCUUGGGAAGAGGGAUUUCGUGGACCACAUCGACGUGGUGGACCCCGUGGAUGGAGUAGUACUGGUGGAUCCUGAAUACCUGAAGGAGAGAAAAGUCUUUGUGACACUGACCUGCGCCUUCCGCUAUGGCCGUGAGGACCUGGAUGUCCUGGGGCUGACGUUCCGCAAGGACCUGUUCGUGGCCAACUCCCAGGCUUUCCCCCCGGUCCCCGAGGACAAAAAGCCUCUGACACGGCUGCAGGAGAGGCUCAUCAAGAAGCUGGGCGAGCACGCCUACCCCUUCACCUUCGAGAUCCCCCCCAACUUGCCUUGCUCCGUCACACUGCAGCCAGGCCCAGAGGACACGGGGAAGGCCUGUGGGGUGGACUAUGAGGUCAAAGCUUUCUGUGCCGAGAACCUGGAGGAGAAGAUCCACAAGAGGAACUCUGUGCGCUUGGUGAUCCGUAAGGUCCAGUAUGCACCAGAGAGACCCGGCCCCCAGCCCAUGGCAGAGACCACCCGGCAGUUCCUCAUGUCAGACAAGCCGCUGCACCUUGAGGCAUCCCUGGACAAGGAGAUCUACUACCACGGGGAGCCCAUCAGUGUCAACGUGCAUGUCACCAACAACACCAACAAGACCGUGAAGAAAAUCAAGAUCUCAGUGCGCCAGUAUGCCGACAUCUGCCUCUUCAACACUGCCCAGUACAAGUGCCCAGUGGCUGUGGAGGAUGCUGAUGACAUGGUGGCCCCGAGCUCGACGUUCUGCAAAGUCUACACCCUGACCCCCUUCCUUGCCAACAACCGGGAGAAGCGGGGGCUGGCGCUGGACGGGAAGCUCAAGCACGAGGACACCAACCUGGCCUCCAGCACGCUGUUAAGAGAUGGAGCCAACAAGGAGAUCCUGGGCAUCAUUGUCUCCUACAAGGUGAAGGUGAAGCUGGUGGUGUCACGAGGAGGCCUGCUGGGAGACCUCGCCUCCAGUGACGUUGCAGUGGAGCUGCCCUUCACGCUGAUGCAUCCCAAACCCAGGGAGGAACCAGUACACCGGGACAUUCCAGAAAAUGAAGCGCCCAUAGAUACAAAUCUGAUAGAGCUCGAUACAAACGAUGAUGACAUUGUGUUUGAAGACUUCGCCCGCCAGCGACUGAAAGGCAUGAAGGAUGACAAGGAAGAUGAGGAGGAGAGGACAAAUUCCCCGCAGCUCAAUGACAGUGGGAGCCUACGAAUCGCCUGAUGGCCACAGGACCUAUAACCGUCCAGCUGUGCCGUGUUGUCUCUUCAUCCAGCUGCCAGAGCUGCUGUUUCCCGUGCAGGGCACGGCCAGGGGGGUGCUGGAGGCAGUGGGACUCACUAUAACCCCAUUCCUGUCCAGCCUCCUGCCACUUAAGAGAGCCCUUUCCUAUGAGCUGCCUCUUUUAUGAGUUUUAUAUAAGCCCAGUCUCAAUCAACACCAGUUUGCUAUGGAGAGGGGGGUUGCAGCAGAAUGAGGGGGGAGGUGGGGUGGUAUUUUUUUUAGGCAGCCUUCUCAUGGGAAAAGGCACCUGUGCACCUCGGUGUCCUCUCCUUUCACCCAUGGCCAGUCCCCCUCUGUCCAGCCCUGCUGCAUGUGUUCCCUCCCUGGGAUGCACGAGCCUGGCUUUGACUUUGGCCCCUGCCCCAGCUGCUCCAAACAAAGGGGGUGGGCAGCAGUCGCCCUUCUCUUCCCCCAGGUCCCCCCCAAGUGGCCAACCCCAGGGGUCCUUCCAGCUACAUGUGUUUUCACACCAGAAUAAUCUCUUCCUGCUGGAGGAAACCAGCUCAGAGCUGGGAGCUGCUAGGCCCAGGUGAAGGCGGCAGAGGGGACCCUGUGGGUCUGUGCCCUCGGCCACGCGCUGCUCGCUCUGGGAGAGGCCUCAAAUGCCUCUUCACAGCCAUGGCAGUGUUGCGGUGGAAUAGCCUUGACCCCAGCGGGAUGUUGCCAGGGAUGCUUCUAUCCUGCCAAGCCCUCCUGGUUGAUGUUUCGCUCUGCCUGCAUGGGAUCUAGCACCUGUUUGGGGGUGGGGGAAAAGCAGGGUGUUUGCCACCCUAAUCAGUGUUUCAACAGAUGCUUGUACCUCCCGGAUUGGUGGUGUCUGGACCCCCUCCCUCCUCCAAAGGUCUCUGGUCUCCCACCACUCACUGAGAGGCAAUUCCCACUAUUUAUUGUGCUGUUGCAGUUAGCGUUGUCAUCUGAGAGCAUUUCAUGGGGAUAGCUCCAUCCCCCUGACCCGGUUUGUGGGGUGCUGAGCUGAGCCCACCCUCCCUCCCCCAUAAUUUUUGGGUAAAGCUGAUGGGCAGCGUGGUACUUCUUUUUGUAAAGUGGUUCCUUUGUACUGAUCAUUGAUACCUGCUGCUUUGGUUUCUCCACCCUGUCUGUGAUGUUUCUGUGUUCUGUCAAAUAAAUUAUUCUA